AUGCCGCGCACCCCCGCUCGCGCCUUCCGCUCCCUCGCGCUCAUCGCUCUGGCCGCAGCGGCCAGCGCGCUGUCGCUGGCCCGAGAUUCAGCGCCGAAUCUUCGGCGGUCGACAAGACUGUGCAUCUAUACCGUGCCGGCGCUGCUCGUCUCCAACUCGUCCGUGAACGCGCUGCUCGUCUCCAACUCGUCCGGGCAGCCUGUGUGGCGCUCAACCGCGACCGGCUUCACCUCCAACCCUGCCGUCGCCUCCGCUUGGCAGCACCGAGCCUCCCUGCACUGCGCCUCGCCUGCCAGCUCCCUCGGACCAGUUGCGGGCGUGGGAUCUGGCGAGGCGGCGGACGGCACCGAGGCCGCGGAUGGCGCUGAGGCAGCCGGCGCGCUGUCGUGCCCGUCUCGCGCCAACCAGUCCAACGAGUCAUACGACACCCUCCCCGAGCACUGCGCGACCGACCCGCUGCUCGCGCCGGCCGACCUUCUCUCGCCGGCCGCGCGCUCGCCGCUCUCCGCACCGGACUCGCUCUCCUCCGUGCACGCGCUGCGACCGCCGCUGCCCGGGCAGCCGACUUGGUGCUUGGCUGCCGCGUGUGUUGGCUUCCCCGCCAACUCCGCUGUCGCCUCCCUGUACUGCGCGUCGGAUGCCGGCUCCCUCGGACCGGAGGCGGGCGUGGGACCUGCCGUGGCGGCGGACGGAGCCGAGACCGCGGACGGCUCGAGGACUCCGAGGCUCGUGGGCCCACUUGCCCUGUCGUGA
Molecule: messenger RNA, 753 nt
Organism: Emiliania huxleyi CCMP1516
Lineage: Eukaryota; Haptophyta; Isochrysidales; Noelaerhabdaceae
Exons: 2
Coding region: 1-753 (250 amino acids)
Source: RefSeq, a predicted model, not a curated record